AUGGCCAAGGCCAGAACCAGCAGCCUACGGAGGGAUGGUGGGCAUUCAGAUGAUCCUACAAACGAGGAAGAUAGAGGUCUCCUCUCGGGCAAUUCGUCCGACGAUGAAGAUAUCGUCGUCUACCCCGGUGCAAGCUCACCACCAACAGAGCCUCACACCCCACGAACUCCCAAUCGUGUGCGAUUCGACCUACCUCCAUCCCUAAACAACGACGAUGCUAGUGACAGCUCUCCUCCUCCGUACAACGAACCACCCCUCUCGGGCCGCCGCGAAGCUCGUCCUCAGAACAUCGUGCCCCUCCUCACAGACAUCGAAGCUCCCUCCGUUACAUUGGCUGCUAGCCCCUGGGGCAACGAUGUACAUGAGUGGGCUGAACGGGAGCGCCAGCGCCCAAGGUCCGGGCUGCGGUCUGCCUUCAUGAAUAUGGCCAAUUCUAUCAUUGGGGCCGGUAUAAUUGGGCAACCUUACGCAUUCCGCCAAGCUGGUCUCGUCACGGGCAUCAUUUUGCUCAUUGUCCUCACGAUCACUGUGGACUGGACCAUCCGCCUUAUUGUUAUCAACAGUAAGCUGAGCGGGAGUAACAGUUUUCAGGGCACGGUACAACAUUGUUUUGGAAAGACGGGCUUGAUUGCUAUUUCCGUUGCUCAGUGGGCUUUUGCAUUUGGUGGGAUGGUGGCGUUUGGAAUCAUAGUUGGGGACUCUAUACCACAUGUUCUGGCCGCGAUCUGGCCUGGUCUGGAGGAUAUGCCGGUUUUGGGUCUGUUGGCCGAUCGGAGAGCUGUGAUUGUUGUUUUUAUUUUGGGAGUCAGUUACCCCCUGAGUCUCUAUAGAGAUAUUGCAAAGUUGGCUAAAGCCAGUACCUUGGCUUUGAUCAGUAUGGUGAUCAUCUUAAUAACGGUCGUCACACAAGGUUUCUUCGUUCCAGCAUCUUCGAAGGGCACUUUUAGCCUCCCUCUCUUGACCAUCAAUACAGGCAUCUUCCAGGCCGUUGGUGUCAUCUCUUUCGCAUUCGUCUGCCACCAUAACUCUCUUCUCAUAUACGGCUCUCUCAAGACGCCCACUAUCGACCGCUUCGCCAAAGUAACCCACUACAGUACCUCCAUAUCUAUGGUGGCCUGUCUUCUUAUGGCCCUCGCGGGCUUCCUAACUUUCGGUUCCCUCACAGAGGGAAACGUACUCAACAACUUCCCUUCCGACAACACCAUGGUUAACAUCGCACGCCUCUGUUUUGGGCUAAACAUGCUCACUACCCUCCCUCUCGAGGCAUUUGUUUGCAGAGAAGUCAUGUUCAACUAUUGGUUCCCGGGAGAACCGUUCAACAUGAACCUGCACCUGAUAUUCUCGACCAGUCUGGUAGUCAGUGCCAUGACACUAAGUGUCAUUACUUGCGAUCUGGGCGCCGUCUUCGAGCUGAUCGGGGCCACGAGUGCCUGUGCCCUGGCGUAUAUCUUGCCGCCGCUAUGCUACAUCAAGCUAAGUACCAGGAGUUGGAAGACUAUUCCUGCGGUGAUUUGCGUGGCGUUCGGCUUCCUAGUCAUGGGCAUCAGUUUGGUGCAAGCUAUAGCGAAAACGAUACGGAAUGAGGGCGGCGUCUCGCAAUGUCGAACAUGA
Messenger RNA from Amorphotheca resinae ATCC 22711, 1611 nucleotides. RefSeq lists its product as hypothetical. NCBI's taxonomy places the organism in Eukaryota, Fungi, Ascomycota, Leotiomycetes, Helotiales, Amorphothecaceae. Gene Ontology annotation, molecular function: amino acid transmembrane transporter activity. The record is from RefSeq and is a predicted model, not a curated record. The coding region runs from base 1 to 1611 and encodes 536 amino acids. The transcript has 3 exons. Gene Ontology annotation, cellular component: endoplasmic reticulum. Gene Ontology annotation, biological process: amino acid transmembrane transport.